AUGUGUGGUCCUCAGUUGUGUGACCUUGUGUGUGGUCCUCAGGUGGUGCGUCUCUGUCAGAACCCCAAGGUGGCGCUGAAGAACAGUCCCCCGUACAUCUUGGACCUUCUGCCCGACACCUACCAGCACCUGCGCACGCUGCUGUCCCGCUACGAAGGCAAGAUGGACGUCCUAGGAGACAACGACUACUUCAGGGUCUUCAUGGACAACCUCAGCAACAAGACCAAGCAGACCAUGGGGCUGUUCAAGGAGGCCAAGGAGCGCAUGUACGAGGAGAACUCCCAGCCCAGGAGGAACUUGACCAAGCUGUCCCUGAUCUUCAGCCACAUGCUCGCUGAGCUCAAGGCCAUCUUCCCCAACGGUCUGUUCCAGGGAGACAACUUCCGCAUCACGAAAGCCGACGCUGCGGAGUUCUGGAGGCGUUCGUUUGGAGACAAGACCAUCGUGCCCUGGCGUGUGUUCCGCCAGGCGCUCCAUGAGUUCCACCCCAUCAGCUCCGGUCUGGAGGCCAUGGCCCUGAAGUCCACCAUCGACCUAACCUGCAACGACUAUAUCUCAGUGUUUGAGUUUGACAUCUUUACCCGACUCUUCCAGCCGUGGUCCUCCCUGCUGAGGAACUGGAACAGUCUGGCUGUCACUCAUCCUGGAUACAUGGCGUUUCUGACCUACGACGAAGUCAAGGCACGACUGCACAGAUUCAUCCACAAACCUGGCAGCUACAUCUUCAGGCUCAGCUGUACCCGUCUGGGGCAGUGGGCCAUCGGGUACGUGACCGCGGACGGCAACAUCCUGCAGACCAUCCCCCACAACAAACCUCUGUUCCAGGCCCUCAUCGAUGGAUACAGGGAGGGAUUUUACCUGUUCCCAGACGGUCGCGCUCAGAACCCAGACCUGAGCGGACUGUGUGAACCGUCUCCUCAGGACCACAUCAAAGUCACACAGGAGCAGUAUGAGUUGUACUGUGAGAUGGGCUCCACGUUCCAGCUCUGUAAGAUCUGUGCAGAGAACGACAAAGACGUGAAGAUCGAGCCGUGUAGACACCUGAUGUGUACUUCCUGCCUCACAGCCUGGCAGGAGUCUGAGGGUCAGGGCUGCCCGUUCUGUCGCUGUGAGAUCAAAGGUACAGAGCCCAUCGUGGUGGACCCCUUUCACCCGAAGGCGAGUGGACUGUCCUUCUCCUUCCACCAGGGGGCGAGAGCCGAGGGGGCAAGAGCCGAGGCUGCGACCAAUGACGACGAGGACGACGACCGACUGGAGGAGCAGAUCCUCGCCAUGAGCCGCCUGGCCUGCUCCAAGGUGGAGCGGCCCCCCUCCCCAGUGUCCCAGCUCCCCCCUGUGCCCCCCCGCCUAGACCUGCUGCAGCAGAGGCCUCAGACAGCCCCCACCAAGACGUCCAGCCACAGAGACAAACCUCUGCCUGUGCCCCCCGCCCUCAGAGAGCUGCCCCCCCCUCCCCCCCCAGAGCGCCCUGUGGCAGUGGGACAGAGACGGCCCCUCCCUCUUACUCCUGACCUCCAGCCGGCCUGGGCCUCCAACUACAUGGUCCCACGGCCCGCCACCAAGGCCCCCCUCUCCGGGACUCACACCGCCACAAACGCAGUCUACUGUCUGUCAGCCAGUUCUCUGUCCAGUGCUGAGCGAGCCGCCUUUGACUCUGAGGUGAACGAGUACAUGAGUCCCAGCUCCCUCCCGGCCCCUGGGGCCCCUGGAGGCCCCUGGUUCCUGGGCUCCAUGGUCCCCCCUGCCCCCAGUCAGAUCCAGCCGGCGCCUGAACCCAGUGAGGCAGCAGACAGUGACUCUGAUGAGCCUCAGGUCUAUGAGUCCAUGUCCAACAUCCAGGAGCGCGCUGCUGCGGACCCCCUCCCAGAGUCCCUGUGCUCAGCGGAGGACACACUCCAGGACAACGGUCAGGAUCAGGAGAGUAUCUAUGAGUAUGCUGUCCCCCGGCCUGUGGCCCCCCUCACCCCUGGGGCCCCCCUCACUCCUGUGCCUGCCUCCCGCAGACCUGUCCCAGAAGUGGAGCCGUCUGAACCUCUGCAGACAGAAGCAGAGGAUUCUGAGCUCCCACCCAGACCCCUCCCCAGACGGGCCAACUCUGAGCGCCUCCAGCCUCGCCCUGGGACCCCCUCUGGCCAGAGCCUCCAGCCCCGCCCUGGGACCCCCUCUGGCCAGAGUCUGUGCCUGGGACCCGGGCCUCUGCAGGGGGGACCCGGGCCUCUGCAUGGGGAGAUCGAGUGCCUGGUGUCUCAGGGAUACUCCCUGCAGGACGUACAGAAGGCUCUGCUCAUCGCUCAGAACAACCUGGAGACGGCCAAGAACAUCCUCAGAGAGUUUGUCUCCAUCAGCAGCAGCACGCAUGUGGCCACGUAA
This is a messenger RNA of Knipowitschia caucasica, 2370 nucleotides long. Lineage: Eukaryota; Metazoa; Chordata; Actinopteri; Gobiiformes; Gobiidae. The record is from the annotation of a GenBank genome assembly.